AUGAAGUAUUGGAUCAUACUGUUGCUCUUCACGCUUCGAAUCUUUCUAGUUGAUUCAUCUCCACCUUCACGGGAAACCUCUCCUGCUUUUGACGUUGAUUCGUUUUUGAACCUUCCAUCUGACGAUGAAGAGCUUCCUUUUCCUGAUCAUCAGUUAGCUUCACCUCCAAAGCCUAUUACCGAUCAGCGCCACAUGAUUAGACCGCCGCCACUUGACCGUAAGACAAGAAAACGUGAAUAUAUGAAACUAUGGUAUCAAAAGAAAAUGCAACAAAAUCCAAAUUUUGCAAAAAAGAAAUAUCAAAGACGAUUAGAAAUUUUAUCACAAAAAACAGAUGAAGAAAAACGAGCAGACAAAGAUAAAAGGAAAAAUUUUAGCAAAAAGGCUUAUCAUGAUAGAAAGUCAAAUUUUGGACAUGGAACAAAACAACUUCAAGAUAUACAGCAAAUCAAACAAAAGAUUAAUGAUAAAACUGCCACUCCCGAAGAUAGGUUAAAACAUCAUGCCUAUUUCGUUCGAAAACGGUUGAUUUGCUCCAAAAGCAGAUACAAACGCAAAGUACUCCGAGAAGCUUCUCAAGCAAGCGAAAGAGAGUCGCAAGAUGACUGCUCACCCGAUCGUUUAGAUGAGUUCGAUUGGACUUCUAUGCUUUCCAUACCAGAAGAAGGUUUGUCUCCAGAAUCAGAGCACAGACAUGAUAAAACGGAAUUGCAUACAACAACUUCAAAGCCAGUACACGACAUACUUCAUGCUACAAACAAAGAAGAUAGAAAGCUAAAAAAGGCAGCAUAUUGUCGCAGCUAUCGACGAAGACCUGAGAUCAUAGCCAGGUCUAAGCGAAACUAUGAAAAAUCAAAAGUAGCCAUCAGAGAAAGAUCACGAGACGAAUAUCGUCGUCGUAAAGAAAGAUUAGGAUAUGGCCGUAUUCAAAAUACAACUUAUUCUCAAUUAGGUCAAAAAGUCAAAAGUAAGCAAGCUACAAAGGAAGAAUUGAAACAGUAUUUGGAAUUAAAAGAAAAGAAGUCAAUUUAUAAUCGAAGAUAUAGGCAGAAGCAGCAGCAGAAAGAACUACACAGUCAGAAUGAUUCCAAUACGUAA
Messenger RNA from Meira miltonrushii, 1098 nucleotides. RefSeq lists its product as uncharacterized. The transcript has 2 exons. NCBI's taxonomy places the organism in Eukaryota, Fungi, Basidiomycota, Exobasidiomycetes, Exobasidiales, Brachybasidiaceae. The record is from RefSeq and is a predicted model, not a curated record. Bases 1 to 1098 code for a protein of 365 amino acids.